Schizosaccharomyces japonicus yFS275 is the source of this 3321-nucleotide messenger RNA. RefSeq names its product GTPase activating protein Ucp3. Gene Ontology annotation, biological process: cell growth mode switching, monopolar to bipolar. The transcript has 4 exons. Lineage: Eukaryota; Fungi; Ascomycota; Schizosaccharomycetes; Schizosaccharomycetales; Schizosaccharomycetaceae. Gene Ontology annotation, molecular function: GTPase activator activity. Bases 310 to 2265 code for a protein of 651 amino acids. The record is from RefSeq and is a predicted model, not a curated record. Gene Ontology annotation, cellular component: cell periphery; cytoplasm.
AGAACUCUACUUCGUAAUGAACUUGUUCGUUGUUUCGUCAAUGCAUGAAAACAGAAACUCGUCAACAAAACGCUUUUAGAAAUAAACAUCAGCUAAACCACGAGUUUAUUGAACGCUUUGUAGUAGCUGACGCUCAUUGUUUUGACCAACUGUUCUGAUUUUUAUGGAUGGUUCCGGCUGGAGCAUCCACGUCUUGCUAUCUCCCAAAUACAACCAGGUGUCCCUAACUAACAAAAUCGUUGCUAACACCAAAAGGAGCUUUGAAAAAAGCGUGUUUGUAGUAGUGGACCUGUCACAAAAGCCUUUAAUAUGAGCGCAAGAAGGAAUGAAGCUGUUUUACGAGAUCUGAUCAAUUCAGUCCCGGGAAACACUUAUUGUGCAGAUUGCUUCACGAAAGGCGUUCAAUGGGCUAGCUGGAAUAUCGGCGUUUUUUUAUGUCUUCGAUGUGCCGGUAUCCAUCGUAAAUUGGGAACACACGUUUCCAGGGUAAAAUCAAUAUCCCUAGACGAAUGGACCCAGGAACAAGUAAACACCAUGCGAGAAUGGGGAAAUGAACGAGCAAAUCGCUAUUGGAAUCCGAACCCUUCAAAGCAUCCGCUUCCUAUGACCGCUAGUUAUGAUGAUCAAGCAAUGGAGCGAUACAUUCGUGACAAAUAUGAACGCAAGUUAUUUAUAGAUGAUGCGGCUUCAAGACGAGUUCCUCCUGCUCCGCCGUCCUUGCCAACAAGAACAACCUCAGUAGGAUCAAUAGCACCGCCUACGAAUGCUCCUCCUUCGUCUUCCGCUUCAUCUUUGGAGCCCGCUUUGAGUUCACUAGAUGAGAUGGGAUUCCGAGACAGAUCACUUAACACACAGUUGCUUAGAGAAUUCAACAAUGACCUUUCACGGGUGAUUGACAGACUUGUGAACCUUAAAACGGCGCCUUCCUCGAGCUCAGCUCCAAGUACAACGCUCGCGAAACCUUCUGCUUUGAAACCAUCGGCACGGCUGAAGAGACGCGGAAAAAAUCUCCAUGUUCAUUUUAUAGACGGUUCCAAACCCGGCGAAAACCUCGACGAGUCUGGUGAGACACGGGCUGCAUCGCCAACUCUGAAUCCUUUUGAACAGAUGAUGGCUAUGGCUAAUCAGGGAAUGGUUACAGCUCCUGGGGUCGAGACAACUUCAAGUCCUUUCUUUACAGCACCCGUUGGUCCUCAUCAGCCUUUGCAACCUUUGCGUCCUUCGAUGACGGGACCGGUGCCUUCUCAACCGCUAGGAAGCUCGUUUGCUAACGAAAAUGUCGGCAUACUUUCGUCCCCACAGCAAGACGUGAAUACACAACAACAACAACAACAACAAGCGUCCUAUGGUUACGAUGCAACACAAGGAGUUGUGCCGCAAAUGACCGGCACCUCGUAUAUGCAGCCUACUUCCAUUCCCAACAACUAUUACAAACGGCCUAUGGAGACGGCACCCGUGACCAACACAUACACGGGAGGCAACAAUAGCAACAACUAUUCAAACGGCUACUCUGCGUACAAUGCGUCUUCUAACGCGAACGAGGUUCAGUCUAGCAAUGCCGUGGAGUUCCCUGAUAUGAGCAAACUGUACAUUAGUGAACCGCCUCAACAAGCAUCUGUACAACAACAAGAUGUCCCAUCGGCCCCUCCAAAUAAUUACUUGAAGCCCAACAUGACUGGAAUGCCUAGUUCUAUGCCUAGUCCUGAGCCACAGACAAGUGCUACAAACUACUGGCAAUCAGGUCAGACUUCUAGCAUGGUUCCUCAAGAGUCUAAUUACUAUACCGCGCCUUCUAUGUCGGUACCGCAGAAUGACAAUUAUGGUAUGAUGAACCAGGUAUACCCCCAACCCACCGGAAUGGUGCAACAGCCAAUGCAGCCUCAAUACAGUUAUGGUCAGACGCCGAUGCAACAACCAAUGCAACCACAAAUGACUCCUGCUGUAUCCAUCUCCAUGUCGAAUGGGGACUGGGGCUACUCAUACAACAACAAUCCUAUGCAAAACCAACCGAUGAAUUAUGGCAGCAACAUGGGUUACGAGCAACCACAAAUGAAUAAUGGUUCGUACUAUCCAAAUGUAAUGUCUAACGGUUACAUGGGCAUGCAACCUGGCAUGCAGACUCCUGGAAACAUGCAACAGUACAUGCCUGCCUCUGGUAUGAAUCAACCUAAUGGCAUGAUGCCUACCAACACAGGCGGUGCCCCACAAAGCUCCUCAACAACUGGUGAUGCCUACAUCCAAAGUCUUAUGCAUGGAAAGCACUAGAUGAAAAAGUCAAGACGUAUUUCGUAAUGAUACGAACUUGUCUAACACAUCAUGACGGCGCUACCUGUGGACACACCUAGAAGAACAGGUUCGUCGUUUAUAUCCUUGAGAUGCCUUUCUCCGUUUCAUUUUUUAUUUCCCUUACUUCUCUUCACACGUACAGACACAUACAACACAUACACGCACGACCUUUAUUCUUUUUUCUUUAUUUUUCCCAUGCAAGCAUCCCGAUGAAAACGUGCAUUCAUGCAUUGACCCUGCAGUUCCUGCACCAUGUACUCGAUCCUUUGGUCGUAUACACACACGCACACUCACAUCCAUGCGCUCCUGUCUCUAUUGAUACCUUCGUUCGUUCAGAACAUCUGCCACAUGCGUUACUGCUUAAACUCUUUCACUACUCUCGUUACGUUACACCCCUUUUUCGCUUGAUGUUUACAUUCUACAUUUUUGAAAGCGCUCAUAAUGUCUUUCCUUACCUUAUGGGCGUUUUACUUGUACUGACGUGAGUUACAUACACCGUUGCACCAUCCAACCUCCCGUUAGAUUGACCUUGUGAGCGUGCGUGUGUCUGUGCGUUUGCGGUCUUUGUGCAUGUUGAUUCUUCACGACGAAUUUUGACCAGGCCAUGAACGUAUAUGAAGUGGUAAAAUAAUGAUCAGUUUUGAGAACUAGAGAAUAGACAGGGAAGUUUCGGGGAGAUCUACAGCUGGUUUAAUGAGGUAGUUUACGCAAAGGAGAGCGGUAUCAAGGGAAAUUUAUUGACAUUGAAGGGGUAUCUCUGUCACUCGGUUAAGGUGAUUCCGAUCAGUGCUGAGUGUCGGAUUCUACGGUUCAAGCUUGUUGAUGCCAUUAGUGACAAGACUACUUGGACUCUUCUCUGUAGCCUUUGGGCGUGCAGACUCUGAAUUCUCUUAUCUUUACGACUAUUUGCUGUUCAUAUACCAUUCCAUAAUUUCAUCACAAUAUUGAUCACCAAUGUAAAACAUGUAUUGAAACUACGAAAUCUAAUUCUAGAAUUCACAUCACGCGUAAUGACUCAACUCCGUCCGAUGUUCU